This is a messenger RNA of Acanthosepion pharaonis, 600 nucleotides long. The record is from the annotation of a GenBank genome assembly. NCBI's taxonomy places the organism in Eukaryota, Metazoa, Mollusca, Cephalopoda, Sepiida, Sepiidae.
AUGAUUGUUGUGGGAACACAAGUGAUUUUUUCCCCUUUUUCCUUCCAUUUUCCUUUUUUUCUUCCAUUUUCAUUUUAUCUAUCUUUUCUUUUUUCUUCCAUUUUCCUCCCCCCUCCAUCUUUCUUUCUUUCUUUCUUUCUUUCUUAUCCUUUUUAUUUCUUUCUCCUUUUUUUCUUAUCCCUUUUUAUUCCUUUCUCCUUUUUUUCUUAUUCUUUUUAUUUUUUUCUCCUUUUUUCUCAUCCCUUUUUAUUUCUUUCUCCUUUUUUUCUUAUCCCUUUUUAUUUCUUUCUCCUUUUUUUCUCAUCCCUUUUUAUUUCUUUCUCCUUUUUUUCUUAUUCUUUUUAUUUUUUUCUCCUUUUUUCUUAUCCCUUUUUAUUUCUUUCUCCUUUUUUUCUUAUCCCUUUUUAUUUUUUUCUCCUUUUUUUUCUUAUCCCUUUUUAUUUUUUUCUCCUUUUUUUUCUUAUCCCUUUUUAUUUUUUUCUCCUUUUUUUUCUUAUCCCUUUUUAUUUCUUUCUCCUUUUUUUUCUUAUUUUCUUUAAAUGCAUGACAAGCAGUUGUUUAAUUUUAGAAUUCACUAUAGUUAUAAUUCCCAUUUGCUAA